AGAGGGAGUUUGAGAACCUUACUCAGUUCCUUACCCGGUGGAAGGAAGAGGUAGACAAGGUGGAAGAGAUGGAUGAAAAAACCGUCUUAUCCCUCCUCUUGAAUGGCUUGCGCGCCGGGGAACUAUACAAGGAGUUCUGCCGGAAACCCCCAGCCAUGUACCACGAGGCCAUGUACCACUGCAUGGGAGUUUGCUGAAGCUGAAACCCAGCUCCGGGCAAAGAGAGAAGCUGAGCAUGGUCACAAGUCCAAGCCGGUGCAAGUCAAGAAGGAAGAAGCACCGGGACCUAGCCGGCCGAGCGUGGUGAUACUGGGCCAUGGAGAGCUGGGCAAAGGUUACUUGCAGAAAGCCCAGGAGAAGAGUCAUCAAUGGGUUAGGCCAACUGCCCCAGGGGAUGACCGGGACAACGACCGACGGAGGAAUAACCGGCCAAGGGAGCGGCGACCCGCUCCCGAAAAAGAGCACAUCGGCAUGAUCUUCGGCGGACCCGAGGGUGGAGAUUCAGCCGCGCAGCGGAAGAACUGGGUCCGGAGCAUUUACGUUGGAGAGGUAAGUGCUGAACCGCCCAGGCGUAAACAUACUAGGAGGGAGCCAAUCGUCUUUACUGACCGGGAUCUCCCUCCUACCGGUGAAGAUCACAAUGAUCCAUUGGUCAUCACCAUGGACAUUAAUGGGGUGGAUGUCACCCGGGUACUUGUUGACACCGGCAGCAGUGUCAACAUCUUAUACCUGGAGACCUUCCAAAAACUCAGGUUGUGUCGAACACAAUUUGAACCCCUCAAAACCCCUCUCUCAGGCUUCACGGGAGACACCAUUGAAGCUGAAGGAUCCAUAGUUCUACCGGUCGAACUAGGAUCAGGUGAAAAGACCGUGUGGAAGAAGAUGAGGUUCAUAGUUGUGGACAUCAAAUGCGUCCACAACGCAAUUCUUGGAAGGCCCGGCAUCAAUAGAGUCGGAGCGGUGAUUUCCAUGCCUCAUCUAUGCAUGAAGUUCCACACUCCAGGUGGUGUGGGUGAAGUGAAGGGCAAUCAGAGGAAUGCCCGGGAAUGCUAUGCCCGGGCAGUCAAGAAGAUGACCAAGGGGGUCAAUGUCAUCUCCCAAGAGAUCACAAAGGGAGAGACCCGGGAGAAACUGGAGCCCGAGGCCGAGACGGUGGAAAUCGAACUUCACCCGGGUGAUUCGUCAAGGAUGGUCAGAAUUGGAGCAAAUCUCCCCGAGGAUCUCAAGGCAGAGAUCACACGGGUCCUUCAAGAAUACGCGGGCAUAUUCGCAUGGAGCGUGGCGGAUAUGCCCGGAAUAGAUCGCUCUGUUAUCUGCCACCGGUUGGCCGUGAGGGAGGGAAGUCGACCGGUACGCCAGAAGAAGCGGUACCUGGCUAGUGACCGGCGAGAUUUCAUCAAAAAGGAAGUGAAAGACCUCCUCAGUGUUGAUUUACCGGUCAACAAGCCCACUGAGCAAUGGUGGGAGAUAGCAGUUGAUGGGGCAUCCGGUCCUAGAGGAUACGUGGGUGGUAUCGUGUUCACCACCCCAGAAGGGUUCAAGAUCUACCAUGCAAUCGUCUUCAACUUCAAACUGACGAACAAUGAGGCAGAAUAUGAAGCUCUGGCUGGAGGGCUCAGAAUUGCCCAAGCCCUGAAAAUCAGCCGGGUCAGUAUCAAAUCUGACUCUAGCCUGAUCGUUGGGCAAGUGACCGGUAACAUGGAAGCAAGGGAAGGACGCAUGGCACAAUACAGGGACCUUGUACUUGCCCUGUUGAAAGGCUUCGAAGAGUUCAAGAUCGCCCAAAUUCCUUGGGCGGAAAACGCGGAUGCAGACCUUCUCUCCAAAUUGACGCAGUAUGCUCCCGAGCAUGUUUCAAAACUUGCCCGGGUAGAGAUCCUUGACCGUGCAAGCAUCGAAAAAUUGGAAGUCGCCGCUAUAACGGCCAGAAGCCAAUUUGACCGGUCAAACUUGGUCGGGGCGGACGACCAUUGGAUGUAUGAUCUGAUGGAAUAUUUGAUGGAUGGGAGCUUGCCAGAACAAGAUGACCGGGCAAGAAAAGUGAAGCUCAGGGCACCCCGAUUUCAGGUUCUUGAUGGAAAACUGUAUAAAAGGGCAUUUGGGGGGCCACUCCUGAGAUGUCUAACCAAUAGGGAGGCUGAACGAGUCAUAGCGGAAGUCCACGAAGGCGUAUGCGCGGCGCAUCAAAUGUCCCGUACGCUUUCCCAACGCAUCAUCUUGUUGGGGUAUUACUGGCCAACAAUUGUCCAGGAUUGUGAAAGGUACGUUCAGAAAUGCAGGACGUGCCAAGUAUUCUACAAGUAUUCUGGUAGACCGGCGACCUACUAUCACCCUGUAUCAAACGUCAUCCCAUUCGCUAGAUUCGGGGUUGACAUCAUCGGAGCAUUCCCAGUUGCCCAAGCAAGGCUGCCCAUCGAAGCUGAAUUCCCAACGUUUCGGGAAUCAAAUUAUCAACCCCAACAAAAUGAAGAAGAUCACUUGGCCGAACUCAACUUGGUCGAAGAGCGGAGAAUGGCCGCGGAAGUUAAAAUGAGUACGUACCAACAAGUUGUGAAGAAGUACCAUGACAACAAGGUGGGGCCGCGGUACUUCCAAGUUGGGGAUGAAGUCCUACGAAGAAGAGAAUCAAGUAGACCCGGUGAUGGAGGAAAGCUGGCAAAAAACAGGGAAGGCCCAUACAGGGUUAGAGCCAUCAUUCGACCAGGAACGUAUCGGUUAGAAACUUUAGAUGGUGUACCGGUAGAAAGGACUUGUAAUUCCCACCAUCUUCGCAAGUUCUACAAAUGAUUGUAAUACUAGGCGAGGCCUAACCACAUUAUCAAUCAAAGUGAUGUUCAAUA
This is a messenger RNA of Cuscuta campestris, 2840 nucleotides long. The record is from the annotation of a GenBank genome assembly. Lineage: Eukaryota; Viridiplantae; Streptophyta; Magnoliopsida; Solanales; Convolvulaceae.